GUGGUUUUGGUUCCUUCCAAACACCAUGCCAUAAUAAUCGAUUUCUGACCGCGCCGAGCAUCAUAUGACUUCUUUCCUUUUUUUUGGUGAACAAGCAUCAUGCAACUUUUUGGGACAUCAUGAAGGCGGUAUAAGCCCUUCCCGCCAGGCGCAACGGCUUCGAGAUUCAGGCGGACAAUGGCAGAGAACACCCACCGAGAAAUUGAAAUCCGAACCCUUUCUGCUGAAUCCAUCGUCCUUCGCUUCCCUUCCAGCAGCACUGUUCAAGAACUCAAGCUUCUACUCAACCAAACCUUCCCUCCUGCCGCUCACUCCCCCAAUUUUCACCUUUUCUUUAAGGGUGACAAAUUGAGAUUGCACAGUCAGAUUGAUUGUUACCCCAUCGAGACCGGUGACUUCCUUGUUUUAGUUCCGUUUACCAAGAAAUCAAACCAAUGUGAUGCUUUUGCAGCUCCCCCCAAUGUAGCUGAUACAGCUUCAAUUUCAAAUCUUGCUGAUUCUACCUGGUCCAAUAUAAUGGAGGAUAUAUCAUAUUUACGUGAGACCCGGAGCGAUGCAGAAAAUGACGACGAUGCAUCUCAUUUGAAGUUCGACAUGUUUACUGAUGAACAUAGAAAAACGACGGCGGAGACCCCUAGUCCUAAUUGUCCCGAGUCUAAAUCCAAGUGGGAUUUUGGCUCUGAUAAGCAGAUAGAGCUUCCUUAUCACCUAAUAUUGAGUAAACUGCAGUAUACUAGUGAGACUGAGGAUGCUCUUGGAGAACACAAUUGUGAAAUCCUUGCUAAGGUUUUGGCUUCAAUAACUUGUUUAUCAGAUCUGCCUCUUGGGCACUGCAAGUUAUUUAAGAGAGCCCGUCAGAAAGGAGCGGACUUGGGGUCUUAUGUGAAUAAUGGUAGUUCAUGCUUGUGUCCCCAGUGGUUGAAGAAAGUGAUGAAGGCUUUUACUUUCAUAAAUAUUUUUUCGUCGUGGCUUCAUUGGCAGGGUAAGAAAACAGCUUCAAAUCUAUUGGAAAAAGCCAUGAAUCAGCUUGGAAAAUUUGGAGUUAAACUAGAUAUUCAGGACAUGAAACAUCUUUCCCUUCUUUGUCCGGAGCUAAUAUGUUUUUCCGAUGAUAUAAAGAACGCAAGUUAUGAUGAUGUGAUGAUCAUCAUUAAUCAUUCAGCAAGAGAUGAAACUAAAAAAAAGGACACAUCCGAAAGAGGUCGCAAGUGGUUGCAUGUUUCAAAGAUUGUUAGUGCAUUGAAGAGAAGGGAUGGUUCCUUUCGAAACAAUCUGUGGAUGGCAUUUUCCAGGCUGCUGAGUGCUUGUGGAGAUGAGAUGGCUUUGAAAAUUUCCUUGGAAGAUUUGGUUGCAUCCAUCAAGGACCAAGGUUCUACUCAAAAUCAAAGAAUAGCAAAACCCAUGAAGAGAAGCUUGAAUAAUUCAAAAUCUGAUUCUGAUCGUGUUAAGUGUCAUGAAACGUCAUCUUUGCUGCCCAUGGAAAUGGUUGAACAUCUUCAAAAAGGAAUUGGCUCUGAAGGACAGAUUGUGCACAUUGAAGACAUUUCCGCCAGAAAAGCAAUUUAUGCAGAGCUUGAAUUAUCAGAAAACAUGAAAUCUGUACUACACCAUAUGGGAAUUUCCAAAUUGUAUAGUCAUCAGGCGGAGUCUAUUGAAGCAUCCUUUUCUGGAAAGAAUGUUGUUGUUUCAACUAUGACAUCCAGUGGCAAAUCACUAUGUUAUAACUUGCCAGUCUUGGAAUGGCUGUCAAGGAAUCAAUCAUCAUGUGCUCUUUACAUAUUCCCAACAAAGGCAUUGGCUCAAGAUCAAUUAAGAGCUUUGGCAUAUAUGACAAAAGUAUUGGAUGCUGACUUCAAUAUUGGUAUAUAUGAUGGAGAUACUUCUCAGAAUGAGAGAACAUGGUUACUUGAUACUUCUAGGCUGUUGAUCACAAAUCCGGAUAUGUUGCACAUUUCCAUCUUGCCUCAUCAUCAGCGAUUUUGUCGGAUUUUAUCAAAUCUCAGGUUUGUAGUAAUUGACGAGACUCAUACUUACAAGGGAGCAUUUGGGUGUCAUACUGCUUUCAUAUUAAGGAGGCUGAAGCGGCUCUGUACACAUGUAUACGGAACUGUUCCAUCUUUUGUUUUUUCCACUGCAACUUCUGCAAAUCCUCGUGAGCAUUCUAUGGAACUUGCAAAUUUACCAACACUGGAGCUCGUUCAGAAUGAUGGCAGUCCAUCUGCAAGGAAGCUAUUUAUCCUUUGGAAUCCCAUAUUGCGCCCAAAACCUUUCUUGAAAAGAGCUAAGUUUGCUACAGCUGCUGGUGAAAGUGUUAACUUUGUUCGUUCAAGUUCAAUUGUGGAUGUGUCACGGCUCUUUGCGGAAAUGGUUCAGCAUGGUCUUCGUUGCAUAACGUUUUGCAAAUCACGGAAACUUUGUGAACUUGUUCUAUCCUAUACACAGGAGAUCCUUCACGAGACUGCCCCACACCUGGUAGAUCUGAUAUGCGCGUAUCGUGGUGGCUACCUUGCAGAGGAAAGGAGAAAAAUAGAGAGUGAAUUUUUUGGUGGUAAACUUUGCGGUGUUGUUGCAACCAAUGCUCUUGAGUUGGGCAUUGAUGUUGGAGAAAUUGAUGUGACCCUGCAUUUAGGAUUUCCCGGUAGUGUUUCCAGCUUGUGGCAACAGGCUGGCCGAGGUGGAAGGAGAGAUAAACCAUCUCUUGCUGUGUAUGUUGCAUUUGGAAGUCCUCUUGAUCAAUACUUUAUGAGGCAUCCAGAAAAACUGUUUGGUAGACCAAUUGAAUGCUGCCAUGUUGAUGCCCAAAACAAGCAGGUUCUGGAACAGCAUUUGGUCUGUGCAGCUCAUGAACAUCCUUUGAAUAUGUUGUAUGAUGAGCAGUAUUUUGGUUCUUGCUUAGGGAGUGCUUUAAUUUCUUUAAAGGCUAGAGGAUACUUGAGUUACGAGCAAUCAUCAGAUUCUUCUACUAGAAUAUGGACUUAUAUUGGUCCUGAGAAAUUGCCUUCACAUGCUGUCAACAUCCGAGCAAUAGAGACUAUAAGAUAUGAGGUCAUAGAUCAGCAGAGAAAACAAGUCCUUGAAGAGAUAGAGGAGAGCAAGGCCUUCUUUCAGGUUUAUGAAGGAGCUGUGUACCUGUGCCAAGGUAAAACCUAUUUGGUCGAGAAAUUGGACUUAUCCAACAAGGUUGCUUCCUGCAAAGAGGCUGAUUUGAAGUACUACACGAAGACUCGAGAUUUCACUGACAUUCAUGUCAUUGGGGGCAAUAUAGCUUAUCCAACAAAGGUAUCCACUGAUAUGCUUCCAAACACAAAUGCUCGUGCUGAUUUGUGCAAAGUAACAACUACUUGGUUUGGUUUUUAUCGUAUUUGGAGAGGAAGCAAUCAAAUAUUUGAUACUGUUGACCUAUCACUUCCUCAAUAUUCAUAUGAGUCACAGGCGGUUUGGAUUCCAGUGUCGCAAUCAAUAAAAGAAGCAGUAGUCAAGCAAACCUAUGAUUUUCGUGGAGGUCUGCAUGCUGCAUCACAUGCUGUUUUAAAUGUAGUGCCUCUAUAUAUUACAUGCAACUUGUCUGAUUUGGCUCCUGAGUGUCCAAAUCCUCAUGAUCGCCGUUAUCAACCGGAGAGAAUUCUAAUAUAUGAUCAACAUCCUGGAGGAUCUGGUUUAUCUUUACAGGUCCAACGGAUUUUCCCAAAGUUGUUGGCUGCUGCGCUAGAGCUUCUUACAUCUUGCCAUUGUUCAGCGGAAGUGGGUUGUCCUGACUGCGUUCAGAGCUUUGCUUGCCAAGAGUACAAUGAAGUUAUACACAAGGAUGCAGCCGUUAUGAUCAUCAAGGGUGUUCUGGAUGCAGAGCAGUAUUUCGGGGACUUGGCCGAGUGCUCUGAAGUCUGUUGAAAGAAGUCUCAUUUUGAUGAGUCAGGUUGGCUUGUGGUGAUAUUAAUCGGGUUCGCGAGCUUAUCCCCGUAAAUAUAUGCAAUUUAUUAUUUGUGUAGUAAUGUAAACAGUGUUUCAUUUCCUACUUCACCAAACUUAGUAUGAUCCCUGGCAACCUUGAGCAUUCGUAUCGUGGAGAUAGGUUGGAGACAGUGAGAUUGAAAUGAAAACCCAAUAUAUAUCCGCCUUUUCUCCUAAUCAUAAAAUGGAGAGAGAUAAAUCAUAAACAAAUAACAACUAGAAAUGUGUCUAGCUAAACUGGCCUCUCAAAAGGUUGCUAAUUUUUUUUUUUUUUGG
Neltuma alba is the source of this 4224-nucleotide messenger RNA. RefSeq lists its product as uncharacterized. The record is from RefSeq and is a predicted model, not a curated record. NCBI's taxonomy places the organism in Eukaryota, Viridiplantae, Streptophyta, Magnoliopsida, Fabales, Fabaceae. Gene Ontology annotation, molecular function: protein binding; nucleic acid binding; ATP binding. The coding region runs from base 178 to 3888 and encodes 1236 amino acids. The transcript has 27 exons. Gene Ontology annotation, cellular component: nucleus. Gene Ontology annotation, biological process: interstrand cross-link repair; nucleotide-excision repair.